AAAUUUCAAACAAGUUUGCACGUACUUCUCGUUUCCAAGAUAAUCUAUCCAGCGAAGAAGUCAUUUUUAACCGCCUCUGCUUGCUGUCUGGUUAUAGUCAACUCUUCCACCCUAUCAAUAGGCGGCAAAUAACAAACGUCGUCCGGAAAUCUGCAAGGCUUCGGCACACGUUCGAUAAAAACCGGCGUAGUUCCGAAGAACGUCUCGCAUCAUUUGCUGUGAGCAGUGAAGCAUCAAUAAGAGAAAGUCAUGAAUUAAGAUUGAUGUAUUUUUAGUUUAUAAAGUUUUUUUUUCAAGCAAGAAUAAUGGAAGCUUCAGUACAAGGGAAUGUUCUAGAUUCUGAAGUUGUACCAGCCAAACGAAGAAAAAUCGAUGAAGUCAACAAUUACAAGGAGGAUUCUAGCGAUGCUAGAGAAGAUAGUGGCAAUGACGAGAAAACCCCGACUCAACUUGGUCCCCUAAAGAUCAAGCCGAUUGUGUUGGAGCGUCUUCGAAGAAUAACUUCCAAAACAACCGGCAAAGGCACCGCCGAACAGAGCACUGGAAAUGACGCAGAAAAACAAAAGUGUGAAAACAGCGCCGUUAUCUCAAAUGGAAGUACCGAUGACGUUACAAAAUCUGAAGACGUAUCAAAAAGCAAUGAUGUCAUUACAUCGUCUACCGGCUCUUCCCCAGCCCAUUCCCCGAAACCCGAGGACUUGACGAUGCUUUCCACGCCGCCGAAGUCCCGUCAACCCGACGAUGAAUCGAUUAACAAGACCAUGGCGUUAGAGAAAGUGUCGGCCAAACUUUUGGCAAGGUUUGAUGCACCAUCAUCCACAGGUAGCCCGGUAUUCGCUGAAAUUUCAACUUCUGAUGGCGGGCUGGAGAGAAGCGACUCAGAGAUGCGUGAGAACGAGGCUGGUGACGAAAAGACUUCCGUCGAGCCUCGCUCCGAUGGUGUGAGUACAAGCAGUCAAGAUACCGCUGGUCUGUCUGAGUCUAAUGGCGGGCGCACCACGGUCCCGCAACCUGGUACUGACUCCAGUCGGAUUGAGACGGAAAGUCGUCGAGCACCGCUAAACUUCAACUCAGACGAGUUCAAAAUCCUCUUAAGGCAGAUGAUAGACGAGAAGUUCCGUCAGAUUGAGAGCGCUUACCAGAGCAAGGACCCCGAGGGUGAGCUGCGGAGGCGUCUACUACGACUAGAAGACGAAAACACAGAGCUGCACGAGUAUGCAAUCAAGCUGGAAAAGGCCGUCAAGCUUCUUCUCCACAACCAGAAGAGCAAGGCCGACAAGGCGUCAAAGCACGUCCAGACGGAGGUUCUGAAAUCUCCAAGGACAGUAUCAGUUUCCCAGCCCCCUCAACACCCUGCAUCUUUGCCAUUACAUCUGGCUGCUACGUCGACCGAAUCAACCACACGGCUAACAUCCACUACUUCAAGCAUCCCAGGGCACUCGGUAAACCCUGCGCCCCUACCCCAGCAAGUACCCUACACCCCUCCCCCACAGAUACGGACCACGCCCUCCCAGCUCUUAACCCCUCCAACACAGUACCAACCAACUGCUGUCCAAGUGGCGAGACCACCCCCUCCGCAGUACCCUGGACAAAUUCGUACAGGCGUGGCGCUGCCAAACAGUGGGGCACCAGGAAGUUCAGUUGCCAGACCACAGAAUCCUGGACAGAUGAGUACCAUGGUGGUGGUACGCCCGCCUCAGCAGAACGUGGUGUAUGUAAACAGCUCUCAGGUGCAGGUACAACCGCAACAGAACUUCCAAGUCCAGUCAGCCGAAGGGCAGCCACGGUUUAUGGUGGGAAGCCACGCAGCUACUAUAGCCACAGGGAGACCACCUGUUCCUGCUCAACAACUGGCACAGCAUCAGCAACAGCCGGCUGGGGUCCUGAUCACCAGCCGACCCACGGCUGCUGCACCACAACACCAUCAGCCACAGCCGGCGAAUCAGGUCACAGGAAUACCUGCUCAGCAACGAUUACCACAACCAACAGGCAACCCCGUCACUGGCAGACCCCAUCAAGCCGUCCAACAACCUCUACCACAACAGCUCCCACCCCAGUAUCGGCCUCCCGCCAUAGUAACAGCAGCAGUAGCACGCCCUCCUCAAGUCCAGGGCCCCCCUACCCAGCAGGUUGUCCCCGGGUCUUCUCCUCCCGUGCGGCAUCAGGCAGAGUUCUUACAAACCCAGACACGCUUAUCCAUGCAAACACCAGAUGGGACUACCCAGGGUCCCCCUUCAGGUGCACCUGUACCCCAGCAAAAGGACCCCCCACCACGCCCUUCCGUGUCCAUAGCUGUGGUGUCUAACGGGAUAGUCCUGUCGUGGAACAUGCAGUUGGCACCUAACCACGCCCGCAUUACAAGAUACCAGCUGUAUGCCCUCCAGGACCUUGGACCCAAUGGUCAACAAGCCCAGUGGAAGAAGAUAGGCGUGGUCAACGCCCUGCCGCUCCCCAUGGCUUGCACCCUGACGCAGUUCAUGUCCGGGAACAAAUAUCAUUUCGCUGUCCGGGCCACGGACGAGUUCGGACGUACUGGGCUAUUCAGUGAGCCAUGUACUGUGACCCUCAAGUAGUUGUAAUCGCGCAAGGCUAGUAGGGUAAUAACGUUAAAAAGAUCGCAGCUUUGUGUUGACCCCUUCAAAUAGCUUGAAAUCAUGUCCCUUUACACUUGCAUGGUCAUACUUGCAUGGUAAAAAAAGGCGCAUAAAUAUAGCAUUGCGCAUUCGCAUGUGAGGAGAAAAUGCAAGCAACGUUUAGAGGGGUCAAAGACUGUGUACCAGACUUGCGUUUGAAUAUUGAAACACCUUUUUAUUGCGGAAAUAAUAUUUUUCCAUGUAUUAUUGUAUGUUCUAGUAAAAAUAUGAACCGUUUUCAUUGUAAGAUGGAUUCAAUUUCA
This is a messenger RNA of Nematostella vectensis (starlet sea anemone), 2896 nucleotides long. RefSeq names its product activating transcription factor 7-interacting protein 1. NCBI's taxonomy places the organism in Eukaryota, Metazoa, Cnidaria, Anthozoa, Actiniaria, Edwardsiidae. Gene Ontology annotation, cellular component: nucleus; transcription regulator complex. Gene Ontology annotation, biological process: regulation of DNA-templated transcription. The record is from RefSeq and is a predicted model, not a curated record. The transcript has 6 exons. Gene Ontology annotation, molecular function: protein binding; transcription coregulator activity. Bases 306 to 2573 code for a protein of 755 amino acids.